UACUUAGUCCUCACCAGCCAUAGAAGAAAACAUGGCGGACGGAGUGGAAGAGGCGACAGAUGUGCUUCUUGAUGAAAAAGAAGAAUCAAGCCCAUUAACUUAUGAGGAGACAGAGUUUAAUGGUGACAACCCAGAAAAAAGUGAAAAAAGGAAACUUUUAGAGUCAUGGCUUAACAAAAUCAUGAGAAUAAAGAUCUCUGAUGGAAGGACAUUAAUUGGUUCCUUCCUAUGCACCGAUCAAGACAGGAAUAUCAUUUUAGGAUCAUGUCAGGAGUUUGUUGGUUCCUCAGAUGAGAAAGAAGAGCCACGGAUUCUUGGUUUAGCCAUGGUACCAGGAAAACACAUUGUUUGUAUUGAAGUUGAUGUGGAGUGAUGUUGAUGCACAUGUAGUUAUGAAGCAAUCAGAAACACAGUGUUACAGAAAAUAUGAUAUCUGUGGAGUGCACACACUUUUCAAUGCAAUUGUGGAAUCACACUCUUGUGGAAAGCUAAAAUUUACACCAUCCAAGGUGGUAGGAAGUGAAUAUUUCUAGUUGACUGAACCAAGGAAACCAUUCUGAAGCUGGAAGCUAUUCAAGUGGAAUGACUAGUGAGACAUUUUGUUGACAGUACAAUCAAUCAAAGGAAUAGUUUUCUGGUGUCUUGUGACCUUAGGAUUUUCGCUAACUUCUGCAAUUUGCAACAAACAAUGUUCCAAUAAGAUGCUUCACCCUCUAAUUUGCUUUUUCUGAAAUAACCAAACUUGUUGUAUGAUCAUCUGUUGGUUCUCUCACUUCCAAGAUCUACAUAUCAAUUCUCUCCACUAUCUGCUAUACAUGUCUUUAAGAAUGGGUACUGAGAAUGGCUUAAUAUUCCUUUUCUGUCUGCUUGAUACUUCAGUGAUAUUGUUUGAAUAACAUAGCAUGCCACAUAUACCUCCAAAAAAACACUAAAUCACAAAAAAAAAUUGUUUCAUGUUCUAUAAAAACCUGUUUCUCUGAACAACAGUCAUCUAUGACAUUACAACCUUCUGAUAAUUUCUGAACAAUUUUUUUAUUCCUCACUAUUUUUGUACCCUGCCAUCCCAUGUCAAGCCAUAAACUCUCAUCUGAUGAUAAUUAUAAGUGACAGAUUUAAAAUUAUUUUACAGUGGAAGCUUACAUAUUUUCUGUUCAGGUGACAAAAAAACAGGAAGGUUGUGUAAUACUGCUGUAAAGUUGCAUUAAUCAUAAUAAACUUAAUUAAAUCUUCA
This is a messenger RNA of Stylophora pistillata, 1231 nucleotides long. RefSeq names its product N-alpha-acetyltransferase 38, NatC auxiliary subunit. Gene Ontology annotation, cellular component: NatC complex. NCBI's taxonomy places the organism in Eukaryota, Metazoa, Cnidaria, Anthozoa, Scleractinia, Pocilloporidae. Gene Ontology annotation, molecular function: RNA binding. The record is from RefSeq and is a predicted model, not a curated record.